GGAUCAUCUAUCGAAGCUUUCUGCAAUGACGACGAUCGUAUGCAAACGCCUGGUGCAGCAGCGGGUUGCCCGCGCGAAUUGGGUGGUGGGCGAUGGUUGCCGUACCCUCACCACCAGCGCUCCGUGGCUUGCAGGACACAAUCGAUGGUCUCAGAUCAAACAUGACAAGGCCAAAAAUGACAAGGCAAAAAGCAAGGAGCGCCAACUUAUUGGCAAGGAAAUCAGCAGUGCAACUCAGAUGUGGGGUCCCGAUCCUAAAUUCAAUCCGCGCCUUACCCUCGCCCUUUCCAAUGCAAAGCGAGCAGGAAUCCCAAAGACUGUGAUCGAAGCAGCAGUUGCUCGGGGACAGGGCAUAAGUGUCACUGGUGAAGCUCUGGAACAGGUCACGGUCGAAGCUAUUCUCCCCCAUUCGGUUGCGGCCGUUCUCGAGUGUCUGACCGAUCAGAAAGCCCGUGUAUUGCAAGACGUUCGACACGCUAUCAAAGAUGCCGGGGGCAUCGUCACACCUACCACAUACCUCUUUGAAAAGAAAGGCAGGAUCAUCUUCGAGAAGAAGGAUGGGGUGGAUCCCGACGACUAUAUAGACCAGGCUAUCGAAGCAGGUGCUACGGAUAUCACGGCAGAUGAGCAAGGCCGGCUCCUUGUCUUCACAGAACCCACGGAAACAAAGAGUGUGGGCGAGACACUUGAGAAAAUGAUUGGCCUUUCCAUUGAGGAGUUGGAUAUCAUAUGGGAUCCCAACCAAGACACAAUAGUCGAUCUCAAGGAUGAGGCACAGGUUGCGGAAAUGGAGGAUAUCAUCAGUGACCUUCGAGAAGAGCCGAGUCUACGAGAUAUCUACCUGAACACAGUCCAGCGCUUCUGAUGAUUUUUCAUUUAUUUUUGGCAGCUUGAUGCCUUCCACGACUACAGCCUGGGGCCUCUCAUACUUCCUCAUUACAGUGUACACUAGACUCGGAACACCUUGGAGUGGCUGGCGGCUCGUCGAGCCCUUUCUGUAUUAUAUUACUACAAAUCACGAAAUAUCAAAGCGUGUAUGCAUUUCGAAUACAUAC
Molecule: messenger RNA, 1055 nt
Organism: Aspergillus welwitschiae
Lineage: Eukaryota; Fungi; Ascomycota; Eurotiomycetes; Eurotiales; Aspergillaceae
Product: post-initiation translation factor DPC29
Exons: 2
Coding region: 26-865 (279 amino acids)
Cellular component (GO): mitochondrion
Source: RefSeq, a predicted model, not a curated record